This is a messenger RNA of Closterium sp. NIES-65, 10317 nucleotides long. NCBI's taxonomy places the organism in Eukaryota, Viridiplantae, Streptophyta, Zygnematophyceae, Desmidiales, Closteriaceae. The record is from the annotation of a GenBank genome assembly.
AUGGCUUCGGACAGAGCGACAACCGACGGGAGGUUAAAUCCAUCCGCCGCCUCCGCCGCUGCCGCGGUUUCGAGAAUCGCCGCAGCAGAAGAAGGCACGGGAGCUCUCACCGCUUCUCGUGGCGCGGCGACGUUGGGAGCCGAGUCGCGGACCGCGAGUGUCCGAUCGAAGCUGAAUUCGACAAAGCCAGUCACAGAUCCAUCAAGAAACUCCCUAGACGAGGGGCUACCAGCAGACUCUGGGAGCGGGAAGAGGGAGCGAGCAGCGGCAGCGGUGCUGGCGGUGAAUAUCACGUCGGCGCCGUCGGAGCGCAGCGCGGGCAGCAACGCGUCGUUCCGGUUCGCGGCGUUCUGGUUGCCGACGGGAAGCCCUUGCAGUAACUGCUCCUACGCGUGCUCGAUCGAUGGCAAGCCCGCCACCACGUGUAACAGGGGCCACAAGCGAUACUCCGCGCUCGAAUCGGGGGAGCACACCUUCCGCGUGCGCGCCACUGCGCCGCCCUCGUCUCUCCGCGGAAACUCCGCAAAUGGCACCGCUGCUGCAGCCUCCCCUGCUGCUGCGGCUGUCAGUUCGACUGCGUCGCACACGUUCGUCGCAGACCCGUCGUGCCUGGUACCAGCGGAGAUCACCGCCGUGCCCCCGACCAGCCUCAACGCGUCCACGCAGAUCCUGCUCAACCUCUCACGCCCCUGCCUCGGCCUCUUCUGCUCCUCCAGGAGCAAUUGCUCGAUCGUGGUUCGGGGCCCAGCGGAGAUUGUCCCGGGGAGUUUCCAGGAGGUGGUGCCCGGGCUGCGGUACACAGCACGAGUGGCGUUCACAGCCAAGUACGGCCGCGUGAUCGUGCGCAUGCCAAGAGAGGCCUGCAUGGUCCGUGCGACCCUGGGGCAAGUCACGGAUGGCGACGCUGCUGCUGCUGGUGGUGAUGGUGGUGCUGGUGAGGGUGCGAGUGGUGGGGGCAGUCGCAGUAUUCGGAUUGCAGACACGCGGUUGGCUCCUAACGACCUGAGGCCGCGGUUGAAUGGGACGGCAGGGGGAGGCGGAGAGGGCGGAACCGGAGAGGCGCAAGGGGAGGGGGAGGGGGGAGUAGCGGCAAUGGAGGAAUGGGGGGAGGAGCAGCUGGUGGAGUCGUGCUCUUCUGCCUCUUUGAAGUUCCGAUACGGCGCCUCAACAACCCUUCCCCUCACCUCCUCCCUCCCCCCUCCGUCGCCCUCCUCCCUCCCCUCCCUCCCUCGCCCUCCUCCCUCCCCUCCCUCCCUCGCCCUCCUCCCUCCCCUCCCUCUCUCGCCCUCCUCCCUCCCCUCCCUCCCUCGCCCUCCUCCCUCCCCUCCCUCCCUCGCCCUCCUCCCUCCCCUCCCUCCCUCGCCCUCCUCCCUCACCUCCGCCCCCCCCUCCCUCCCUCACCCUCCUCCCUCCCCCGCGCGCCGAGCAGACCAGCGCGAUCUCAAGGUGCGAAUCACCCCCGAUCUGGACCCUACGCCCGUGUUCUUCCACGGGAAGCCGCGGCCGUUCUACACCGCUCUGCACCCCUCCGACGUGCGGUUCCUGGUGCGGCUGCAGACGGCGGCGGAUGGGCUGGAGGGCGCCGUGAGGGGCGCGGGCGUGGUGCGGGGCGGGAGGAUAGAGCGCAUUGAGGUGAUCAGCAGGAAGAAGCUCCGCGUGUGGGUGACUCCCACUGCGGGCCUCUCCCUCGUGUCUCUCUCCCUGCCUGAGGCUGCCCUCACCAAUGAAUACGGGGCAGUCAGCCAUGCGUCCUCGCCUGGGUUCAUCCUCUACGCCCCCGCGCCCCUAUCCGCGCAGCUCACGGCGCUCUCCCCGUUUCACGUGCUGGUUGCGCCCAUGGGGGAAGCAGUAGCAGGCGUGCUGGUGGCGCUCACAGCGCCAGUACGCGCAUUCACCACUGCGAGUGUAAGGGUGGCGGGCGCAGCAGUUCUCGGCAUCUACCAGCGGUCGCUGUUGGAGUACGUGGUGAGCAUUCAGCCCAGCGCAGCGGGAGAGGCGGCGUCGAUCCAUGUGCCUGCUGGGGCGCUGCAAGGCCCAGGCAACCGCAGCAACGAGCAGGCGUCCAACACUCUCACUUUCGUGCAGUGUACACGAGUCACCAGCAGCAGCGUCGAUGACGAGUCACCAGCAGCAGCGUCGAUGGUAUCAGGAGUCACAACAGCAGCAGCAUCUCUCUCCAUGGCCGCCUCCGCGCUGCUUUCCCUCUCCUCCUCCGCCCUCGCCCUCUCCGGCCAUGCUGCCACUGCCACCUCCGCAGCCUCUGCUGCCCUGCUCGCCGUGCCCUCUCGCAGUCUCCUGAACAUGGCGUUUCAUCUGCAGGCAAUGGCGCUCUCCUCCUCCCUCGCCACCGAUCUCCCGCUCACCUUCUCCCAAGCGGCACACAACCUGCUCUGGAUCGUACCCUCCGCCAAGCUCCCCUGGUCUCAAGAUCUCAACCCGCACAUGCUGCAGAAUCCUGCUAUAGCUGGUGGUUUUGCUGCUGGUGCUGCUGGUGGUGCUGCCUCUGGUGGUGGUUUUGGAGAGACAGAGGGACCAGCUAUGCAGAUUCCCAAAACGGGAGCAGAGGCAGGAGCAGGAGCAGUCGCAGCAGCAGGAGCAGGAGCAGCAGCAGCAGCCGCUGCAGUUGAAGCCCAUAGAACCGCAGUCAACGCCUCUGAAUCCUCCCCACUUUCGGCUUCAUCCACGUCUUCCUCUUCUCCCUCCUCUGCCCUCCCUGUGACUGUUCGUAUCGGUAAAGCAACAUACGCGAGCGAGUCUGGGCAUGCAGAUAACACUUUUCCCGCGCGAAGCCCGCACACCAGGAGGCUGCUGGGAAGGGAUAGCAUAGGGAAUGACAGAGGUGAAUCGAAUGGGGACUUCCAGAGAGAGAUGGGCGAUCUAGGAGGCGGUUUCAGAGGUGAUGUGAGUGAUGCAACUGAUGCAACUGAUGCCUUGAGACGUGAGUUAGGAAGCGAAUCGGGUGGGUCGGACUUGGUCCGGCACUACAUGAAGGGGAGGGGUGCCAAACGGCCAUCAGGGGGUACUGGUGGUGGUGGCUUUGAAGGUAAUUUCCUCCUCUCUUUGAGCCCCCUCUUCCCUCUUGACUUCCUCCCCCUUCAGUUCAACCGUCUCACACCCUUCCCCACCGUUCCCCCCAUCAAUUGUUCAUCCCCCCUGCACUUCCUGGGUUCUAAACGACAUGAUCAGGAGCUUGAAGCGGUUGCUGCGGGCGCUGCUUCGUAUUGGGACGAGGCUGCUUCCGAGGCUCACAUCGACCUCAUAUGGGGCAAGGCAAUGGAAACCUUAUUCUGGACUUCCAUCCUCAUCUCCUCCUUCAUCCUCCUCCAUCUCAUCUCCCUCCUCCUCCUCCCCAAGCCUUCCUCUUCCCCAUCGUCUUUCGCCUUCUCCUCCUCUUCUUCGUCCUCCGCCGCUUCUCACUCCGCCACACCCCCCGCAUUCUCCUCCCCUCCCCCAAGCACUCCGCUGCCCUACCUCCGCUCGCCCUACGCCUUCCCCUCGCCCUACUCCCGCCACUCCCGCUCCCCCGCUUCUACCCACUCCAGCCCUGGCCUCUGCUCCUCCCCUUCCCCCCCCAAGAAGCGCAACAGCGCUUCCCCCGCUUCCAGACGCGCCUCUUCCGCCUCCCCGCCCCCCUGCGCCUCCUCCCCCUCGCUGCCCUCGUCCCCCGCGCCUCCCUCCGCGCAUCUGCUCUCGUUCCCGCGUCCAGAGGUCGUGCUGGGGGUGUUUCUGCUGCCCGCGCUCUCCUUUUCCAUGGCUACUCUCUUCCAAGAGGUUGUGCUGGGGGUGUUUCUGCUGCCCGCGCUCUCCUUUUCCAUGGCUACUCUCUUCCGAGGCACGGCUGCAGGGCAGCUGGUAGUGGCCGUGGGGCUGCUCUUGCUGCUCGCUGCGCUCCUGCUCGCCGCUCUGCGCUUCAUCAUCGCCAUCUUUGCCAAUGCUGGACGGCCCCUCAUUGUUUACGAGGAACGAGACACCAAGGCCCUCUCCCACCACUCCUCCCCUCCUCCCUCACAGCACCUCCUCUCUCGCUUGCUCAACCUGCUCCUGGGUCGCCCGCUUUCAGCCUCCUGGCACCCCUCCCCGCACCCCAACACCAGCAGCAGCCUCAUUCUCAGCACCAGCAAGGGCCUUGCUGGGAUUGUGGAGAAUCCAGGGGCUGAGCACUUAGCUAAGUGGGGCCCGCUGGUGGAGACGCGGAGAGGGGUGCCGGCGGUGGGGAGGUGGUGGCAGAAGACGGUAGAGGAGAAAGUGGAGGAGGGGGAGCAGGGGGACGGGGAGGAGGGAGGGGGUUGGAAGGGUGGGGAGUGGUCGGGAGGAGGCAAGAUGGUGGUUAGUAGGGGCGGGGGAAUGGGUGGAAUGGGUGGAAUGGGUGGGGGAGCGGCGGUGGCAGGGUGUGUGGGGGGGGUGGUGGGGACGACGAUGCAGGUGGCACGAGUGAGGCUGGUUCGCGAUGGGGCUUCCAUGCGACAGGUGGGUGGGGUGUUGGGGGUCGUCAUAACCGACUCUCCCUCCGCUACCACAGCCACAGCAGCAGCUCCAUGGUUCUCCUCCGCCGCCCCAGCGCGCCCCUCCACAGUGUCACGCGCCAAGGGGCGACUGCGCACGCUGCACCUCCUGGCUGAUCUCUCCCACCGCAUUGCUCUGGGUGCUCUUCUGGGAGCCUUCCCCCUGCGCUCCUCGCCCCACGCCGCCUCUGCCCAGGUCAUCGCCCUCCUCGUGCUCUCCUCGCUGCAUCUCCUCUUCCUCCUCCUCGUCCGCCCCUUCAUCUCUCGUCUCAUCCUCGCGACAGAGUCGCUCUCUCACGCUGCCUACAUUGCCCUCCUCUCACUUGCCCUCGCAUUCAUCUCUCUAGACCCAUCUGCAAACCCCACUGCAUGCCAGCCCGGUUCUGCCUGGGAUAUCGCCAUGGUAUCAAUGCUUGCAGUCACUGCGGCGGCACAGACUGUGACCUUUUGGUACGGGAUUGUGAAGCAGGUUAGAGCCCUGUGCCCUGGUAAGGCGCUUGCGGCGUCAAGAGGAGGAGCAGCAACAGGAGGAGUAGCAGGAGCAGGAGCGGGAGGAGGGGUGGGAGGGGUUCGGUCAAAGAAGCUUCUGACUGCUGGGCCCGGUUCUUCUCCUAAGACUUUCUCGCCGUCCUACUCCCUCCCCACCUCCUCCUCCUCCCCCUCCGCGUGCUCCCCCGCGCCCUCUGCGGUUGUUCAGUUCUGGGAAGGACUGCAGGCUGUGUGGCAGGGGUUCGGGCUGCUGCUGCCGGUGGCUGUUCGUCCGUGGCUGGGGUGUGGGAGCAAGAGGGAGAAGGAGGAGGAGAGAGGAGGUGCGGCGGAGGAGAUGGGGAAGCAGUCUCUGGUGGCGAAUGAUGGGUGUGCGGUUGAGAUUAGUUAUGGGAGCAGCGGUGGGGAUGGGGAGGGAGGGAUGGGAGGGGCGGGCGGGGUGGGAGAGGAAGAUGCAGGGGUGCAGGAAGGUGAAGAAGGGUAUGAAACUGCAGAGGGGUUGGAGGGCCAGGGAGGGGGAGAGGCGGGCGACGCAAUGACUGCAGCUGCUGAUGGGUCUGGUUCUGCCGCUGCUGCUGCUGGCGCUGCUGUUGCUGGCACUGCCGCUGCUGCUGCUGCUGCUGCUGUGGGGAUCUUUACUGUAGCAGGAGGAGGCAGCGCAGCAGGAGGAGGAACAUCAGAGGAAGGCUACAGGACCGAGCGUGCAAGCACGUAUACAUCUUCUCCUAGUGUGGCAGCAGGCACAGGCACUCUCACAGCGUCUGCUAGCAGAACGAGCAUGGCUAGUGCACUCUCCCACAACAGCCUACCCACCACCACCGCUACUGGCACCGCCACCACCACUGCCACCGCCACUACUGGUAACCAGGAGGAUGUUCUUAGGAGCAACACCAACAACACCAGCAACGCGAACGGGAGCGAGGCUAGCACGGGGGUCUCUUUUACUGACUGGGCUACUGGAUCCCAUACAGACGGACUCACUAUAAGCUCGAUGGCUGGCUCCUGGGGCUGGUCAAAUGGCGGCCCGAAUGGGUCGACCCCGCUUAGUAACAGGGUGUUUAGUGUUUCGCGCAGUGCCGGGCUAAGUGCCGCGUUUAGUGGUGGGAACAUGAGGGUGGGGAGUGUGGGAGCAGGUGGAGCAGGAAGGGCUGCUGGUGGGGUGAUAGGAGGAGCGGGUAUGGGGUUUAACAGUCCUGGGUUGGUUGCAGUUGGGUCUGAAAAGGGACCUUCUGCUCCUGCUCUCUGGGCGAGUACCCAUAGCCCUCUGCCGGCUGUCAGUCCUGUGAUUUCACACAGCAUGGAUGGUUCAGGAGGAGCCUAUUCCGGCAGUGUGGCUGCCGCCGCUCCUAGGGCUUAUUCAGUCAGUAGGCAGCAGAACGUCCCACCAGCAUUCGCUGCUGCUGCUGCUGCUGCUGCUGCUGCUGCUACUGCUGCUGCCGCUGCUGGUAAAUCAGGAGCAGCAGGAGCAGAGGCAUCUCACGGGGCGUCAGAGCUGCACAGAGAGGGAUCGGAAGCGAGCUCCUUUGUUGCGGGAUCUACCCUGCCAGUGUCCCCUGUGACACAGAGCAGAUGGCCAGAGGCCAAGCCUUCCCUCUGGGCCUCCCUUCUCGGGCUCACUGGCGGCGGUCAAGCAGGUAGCGUGAUGGAGGAGGGAGGAAUAGGAGGGACAAAAGAGAGUGUGGCAGUGAUAGCUGAAGUGAAAAGGGGUGAGGUUGGGACAGAUGGAGAUACGGACGAGGGGACACGGGGAGUGGGAGAAGGAGGGAUGAGUGUGGAAGGGAGGGUGGGGAGUGGGAGGAGCGGGAGGGCUGGAAGCCUCCAGGUUUGGAGCCAAGCCUCUGGCGGAGGCUCGGGAAGUAAGAGGCAGGGGGAGAAGGACGGGGGUGUGAUGGGAGAGGAUGUGGAGGAGGGCGUGGGGAGUACAGGGGAGCCUUUUGGGGUGGGGGGGAGAAGGGAAGGGGUAGUUUGGGGCGGGAAGAUGGUGGUGGAAGAGGAGGAAGGAGGGGGUGCUGUGGCGUGCAGUGCGGUGGACGGGGGUGGUGAUGGGAGGAAGCGUGGAGUGAGGUCAUCCGAUGCGAGUGUGGAGGUGAAGGGAGGGAAUGUGAGGGAUGGUAUAGUAGGAGAAGACAUGGGAACAGCACCACGGAGUGCAGAUGGUAUGGUUGGUGCUGGCGCUGCUGCUUAUGCUGCUGCUGCUGGUGUUGCCGGUGCUGCUGGUGCUGGUGGUGCUGGUGGUGCUGCUGGUGCUGCUGGUGAUGGUAACCCGUGGGUGAUGAGGGCGAGUGUAGGGUCUACUGGAAGCUGCGGUAGCCGGCCCAGGGACUUCAUCCCUCCUGCCCUCCGUGACUCCUCCGCCUCUUCUGCUGCUGCACCUCCUGCUGCUGCCUCUCCUGCUCCCCACGCUUCUGCUGCUGCUACUUCUGCCUCCCCUGCUGCUUCUGCUGCUGCUGCUGCAGCGGUCGCUACUCCUCUGAUCAAGCAGGGCACGGCAGGGGAGGCUGUAGGUGAGGGCACCAACCCGUUUGACGGAAUGAGCCCAAGCAUAUCGGGGAUCAGGCGGGAGGUGGUGGAUGGGAUCUUGGCAGCAGCAGCAGCGCUCUAUGAGGAGAGGCACACUGGUGGGCCAGCUCCUGUAUCCCCCUUGCCUGCUCCCUCCCUCUCUGCUUCUCCCGCUCCUCCUGCAGCAGUGGGAGCAGCAGUAGCAGCAGCAGCAGCAGGAGCAGCAGGAGCAGCGGGAGCAGCAGGAGCAGCAGGAGCAGCAGGAGCAGCGGGAGCAGCAGCAUACGCAAUUGUGCAGCCGCAUGCUUCCACGAUGCCCACUCCUGAGGCAGUACGCACGGGCUCGGCACACGGCAAUCCUGCUGCUGUCGGCAAGAAUCCGUUGCGCGAGUCCGUGGGGCAAAACGUCGACGGCGAGGAGGUGAAGUCGGCUCGUAGCAGCGCCGCACUAUCCGGCUCUGCUGCUGCCGGUGCUGCUGGUUCUGGUGCGCGUUCUGGUGGUGGUGGCGGUGUGUUUGCUAAGGGGCUAUCAACAUCGUCUUCUGUCAUGUCUGCUGCCUCUGCUGUGGGAUCUGCUGCCUCUGCUGUGGGAUCUGCCGCUCCUCCUGCUGCUGCUGCUGCUGCUGCUGCUGCUGCUGCUGACUCUGCUGGUUUGUCUUCCCCAACUGCCGCUGCUCCUGCUUCCGUCGCGACUGCUGCUGCACUUGUCCCUGUGUCUGGCUCUGCCACACCAACUCCUCCUUCUGCUGAUGGGCAACAACCAAGACCUCUGCCUCUUGAAAUCCCUGCGCGGGUGCCUUUUGCAGCAGCAGCAGCAGUAGCUACGCCAGUAGCAGCAGCCACCCCAGCUGCAGCAGCAGCAGCAGCUACGCCAGCUGUGGUUCCUGCUGCUGCAGCACGUGUGUUUGUGGAAACACCAGGAGCAACUGGAACGCCGCUGCCUGUGUCCAUCCAACCUGGUUCAGCUCCCUCUCCUGCAGAAGCAGCAGCAACAGCAGCAGCAGGCAAGCUGCCAGCAGCAGGUUUCAUCACUCCCACCCCAGCAGGAGCAACUGCAAUGCAUGCAGGAGCAGCAGCUGCAGGCACGCCGGCAGCAGUAUACGGCACGCCAGGGGCCUUCCCUGUGCCCAUUCCAGAGAUGUGUGAGAGUCCAUUCGCCACGUCCCUGGACUUCAGCUUUGCAGGGCAGGGAGUAAGACAAGCGAGUGAACACCUGCCGCAACUGGUGCAAAGAAAGGAGUAUCGAGGGGAGCAGCAGCAGCAGCGGGAGUCUCUGGAUAGCCCUGGAGCAGAGGCGUAUGGGCGAGCUAGGGCAGGGAACGGGAGGAGGGAAGGGUUUGGAGGAGAAGGUAGUGCUGCGUGUGAUGGUGCUGCCAGUGGGACAUCCUCUCAUGUGUCUGCUCGUUCUGCUGCUGUCAUUACUGCCCCUGGACUUGCUCCUCCGCCUCCUCCUGCUGCUGUUGCUCCGUCAGUAUCUGCAUCAUCAGCAGCUGCACCAGCCGCAGCAGCAGCAGCAGUUAUUGCCGUUGAUAGAACCAAGGAGCAGCACUCUGCGUCAGGUACAGAGGGCAUGGGGGAAACGAGCUCAAUGGGAGAGACAUGGAGCAAUACGAGCCAGGGCAGCAGUCAAUACACAGGGGAGACGGGAAAGAAGGAGAAGAAGAAGAAGCAGAAGCGAGUAAAGAAGGCGAUCCGGGUUGCAGAGAGUACCGCGUCUAGCCUGGGGUUCCAUGCAGGGAAUGCGAUGGAGGGGAACGGGAGGGCGAGUUUAGAAGAGAAUGAUCCGAUGGCAGCGGUUGAUGGAUUGCUAAUGGUGGCUCCUACGGGUAGUGAAGCAGGGAGUAGGGCGAGAGGGAGGGCGGAUGUGGAGGGAGGGAAAGGAGGUGCAGGAGGAGGGGGGAAUGCGGCAGAGGAGAUGGUACCUGUGAGGUCAUGCUCUCCUGAUGUCAGUGCCAUGGGAAGUAAAGGGCACAGGAGCAUUGGAGGAGGGUUUGCUAUGGCGCAUCCUAGUGUGGGAUCUGGUGGUGGUGGUGGUGGUGCUGCUGCUGCUGCUAUCGGCAGUGGUGCCGCCAGGAGUGGGAGGAGUGGUGGUGGAAGUGCAAAGGGGAGUGGUGGGGGGAGCGGUAUGGCGCGCACUGCGUGCGCCUGUCUCCCCUGCAGCGGCCCUUCUUCCGCCGAAUCAGUCUCACUAGCAGCCCGCUCUGCCGCGUUUACUUCCGCCGGCUCUCCCCCGCGUGCCGCCGCGGGGGCUUCCGCUUUCCUCGCUCCCCCGGUAACGCGCGAGUCGCUGCAUUUCCGCGUCGCGCCGUCGCAGAGCGCGUGGCUGCGGCAGUCGCAGCAACAGAGCCGUGCGAUGAGCUCUUCCGCUCGUGCGACAGGCCCUGUCGCAUCCCAGUCGUCCGCAGCAGCCGCAGCCGCAGCUGCUGCGCGGAUGGGGGGAGGGUCGGGGGGAGGAUCAGGGGUGGGGGCGGUGGCGGGAGCUGUGGCGGGGCCAGCAGCGGGAAUAGCGGAAACGGCGGGCGGAGCGGUUGUAGCGGACGCGCCUCCUCUGAUCUAUCCGAACGCUGUUGUGCAUCCUGAUGCUAUGAUUCGGGAGGGUGUGGAGAUUGGGCCGUUCUGCACUGUUGGCCCCCAUGUGACUAUAGGGAGGGGUUGUAAGCUGCUGCCCGGGUGCCACGUGGCAGGGAACACAACAAUUGGCGAGUUUUGCACGCUGAUGAGUGGAGCAGUGGUGGGAGCAGACCUACCAGGCACGACAGUGAUCGGCAGUCACAACAGCAUCGGAUACCAUGCCACUGUGGGCGUCAAGUGCCAGGACCUCAAAUACCAG